Molecule: messenger RNA, 423 nt
Organism: Phaethon lepturus (White-tailed tropicbird)
Lineage: Eukaryota; Metazoa; Chordata; Aves; Phaethontiformes; Phaethontidae
Gene: PQBP1
Product: polyglutamine binding protein 1
Exons: 2
Source: RefSeq, a predicted model, not a curated record
AGCCGGAGGAGGAGAUCAUCGCCGAGGACUACGACGACGCCCACGUGGACUACGAGGCCUCGCGGCUGGGGGGGGUGCCGGUUGUGGGCGGGGCUCUGGGGGCGGGGGGAGGCCCUGGGUUUAAGCGCUGCAGGGCGGGGCUGGGGGCGGGGCUAAGCGCUGAGGCCCCGCCCCCGGCAGAGCCGGAGGAGGAGAUCAUCGCCGAGGACUACGACGACGCCCACGUGGACUACGAGGCCUCGCGGCUGGGGGGGGUGCCCCCCCCCCGGGGCAAUAGCAGCUGGUCCGCUAUAGGAUCCGUACGGCCCCGCAGCGGGCUGCCCUACUACUGGAACGUGGAGACCGACCUGGUGUCCUGGCUGUCCCCGAACGACCCCAACUCCGUCGUCACCAAAGCUGCCAAGAGGCUCAAGGGGGGGCAAG